AUUUUGUCAUAUUUGCUUCAGCUGUGUAAUAGUCAACCCUGUAGUAUUUUCUUAAGAUGGAAACAGCACCUUCACUCGAGACUGUCUACCAAGCAAUUCAUGCACUGUAUCAUAAUCCUGACCCAGCUGGCAAAGAAAAGGCUUCAUCAUGGUUAGGAGAACUACAAAGAUCAGUUUUUGCAUGGAGGAUAUCAGAUCAACUGCUUCAUCAAAAAGCAGAAUUAGAAGCUUGUUAUUUUGCAGCACAGACUAUGAGAACAAAGAUUCAGUAUUCCUUCCACGAGUUACCUGUAGAAUCCUACUCUUCACUGAGAGAUUCCUUGUUAGAACAUCUUAGUCAUGUCACUGAAGAAACAGCUCACGUCAUUGUCACUCAGUUAUGUUUAGCAUUAGCCGACCUGGCACUGCAAAUGGCAUCAUGGGAAUCACCAGUUGAAGACAUCAUUGGAAGGCUAGGAAACGACGCUAAGUACCUGCCAGCCUUACUUGAAGUACUCACAGUUUUACCAGAGGAGGUGAAUAGUCGAUCUCUACGACUCGGAGCCAACCGUAGAACUGAAGUUCUUAAAUCUCUCAGUCAUGUGGAACCUCAAGUGUUGCAGCUGCUGAAUACUUGUUUACAUACAUUGGGAGUAGACAAUGCCACUGUUCAAACCCGUGUGUUUCGUUGCUUUGGUAGUUGGUUGUCUCUAGGAGUUGUACCAUCAUCUGAAGAACACCUGAAUUCCCUGUUGAAUGUUGUUUUUCAUGCCCUGGUAAACUCAAAUACUCCAUCACCAGUACAUGAAGCUGCCAGUGAUUGUAUAUGCAGUGCUCUCUUUCUUAUUGAGGCUGUGGAAAAAAAUUACUCUCUUGCACAUAACUUGUUUCAUGGUGUAUACAAAGUUGUGGAUGCUUAUCACAUGUCAGUAGCUAAGGAGGAUAUUGACAAGUCAAUGAAUUAUUGUCGUAUGUUUACUGAGCUAGCUGAGUCUCUUCUGGAUGUAAUUAUUUUAUCACCAGGACAAAACUUAGGAGAUCUGAGGACAUUAGAUCUUCUUCUCAUUUGUGUAGGUCACCAUGACUAUGAGGUAGCUGAGAUAACAUUCAACUUUUGGUAUAGACUGUCAGAAAUUCUGUUUAAGAAAAACAAUGACCAUUUGAACAGACUGUUUCACCCCUAUAUUCGAAGGCUAAUUAUUUCAUUGGCCCAGCACAGUCAGAUGGAACCUGACCAUGAGGGGAUUUUAGAAGAGCAUGAUGAUUUUGGAGAGUUUCGUUCUCGAGUGUCUGACCUGAUAAAAGAUAUUGUGUUUAUUGUGGGAUCAUCAAGUUGCUUUAAAGAGAUGUUUGAAAACCUGAAGAACCAAGGAAGUAAUGCUACGUGGAAUAUGUCUGAAGCUUCUCUUUUUGUUAUGGCUGCUGUAGCAAAAAAUAUCAUUCCAGAUGAAAAUGAAGUGGUUCCACAGGUUGUAGAAGCUAUUAUUCAUCUUCCAGAAGAUUCUCAUAUUGCUGUGCGACAUACUAGCACGCUGCUUCUUGGGGAACUCUGUGAAUGGAUUGAGAAACAUCCUCAGUAUCUUGAGCUAGUCCUGAACUAUAUACUGUCCUGUCUACAGCAUAAGCCCUUGGCAAGGAUGGCUGCAUCUGCACUGCAAAACAUAUGUUCUUCUUGUAGAACAAAAAUGGCAUCUCAUUUUAAUGGACUCCUGCAGAUCAUCCAGGCUAUAGACAGCUUUUCUAUCUCAAAUGAAGCUGCAGUUGACCUGCUGAAAGGUGCAGCCCUGAUUUUGUGUCAGUUGCCAGAUGAACAAGUUACAGAUGGCCUUAGAGUACUGUGUCAGUGCCAGCUUUCACAUCUUUCAAAGGUGCUUCAACAAGAUCCACAAGAUAAAACAGCAAAAUUUGAUCCCACUCCAUGGUUAGACAGGAUCUCUGCAAUUUUCAGGCACGUUAAUAUCUGUGUAAAGGGUAACAAUACACAUCCCUGUCUAGUUGUUGUGAAGGAAGUGUGGCCUGUAAUGUCACAGGUCUGUGAAUACUACAAGGCUGAUAUUAGAAUCAUUGAGAGAUGUUGUCGCUGUAUUAGGUUUUUAAUUCGAUGUGUUGGAAGAUAUUUUGCCAUACUAGUAGAACCACUUGUCACUCAGAUAGUUCGUAUUUAUCAGGAACAUCCACAUUCUUGCUUUUUGUAUCUGGGAAGUAUCCUGGUAGAUGAAUAUGGAAGAGAUCCUGGCUGUGUUCAGGGGUUGGUUGAUAUGCUACAGGCAUUCUGUGGACCUACAUUUCAUCUUCUAGACAAGCAAGAUGGGCUUAGGAACCAUCCUGAUACAGUUGAUGACCUUUUCAGACUAUGUACAAGGUUUCUCCAGACAAUGCCUGUGGUUUUUCUCCAGUGUCCUGUUUUCAAGUCCUUGUUUCAGCUUGCUUUAGCAGCCUGUAAUCUUGACCAUAAAGAUGCUAAUUCAUCAGUCAUGCAGUUUUUUUAUAGUCUCAUGCAGAUUGGUAGACUACAUGAGAAAGCACCAGAUUUUACUGUGAGACAGUCAUUAGUGAAAGGAAUUCUCAAAGAACACAGACAAACCCUUAUUUUCACACUAGUUCAAGCUGCCAUCUUCCAUUUACCUUCCUAUGUAAUGCCAGACAUAGCAGAUGUACUGUACGAAAUGAUGAAAUUAGAUAAAGAGCUAUUUCUGCUUGGAUUUGAAGAAGCUUUGCAACAAAUACCUACCCAAAAUCAAAAUGGUUCUGUGACAGUGACUCCUGACCAGCUGAAAGAGUUCCAUUGUCUGGUAUCAAGUGCUGAACAUGUAAAAACUAUCUCAACAUCCCUUCGAGACUUUUCUCGGCUCUACAAAUGAAAACUGUGAUAAAAAAAUUUUUGUAGUUGAAGGUACUAGUGAUGUUAGGAUUCAACAGGGUGAUGAGGAAAUCUACCCAAAUGUUGAUGACUGGUCAGAACAACUGACCAUGCAAGUGCUUGUGUUUUUGUGUUGCUAUAAAAGGACAUUGAAAAGAUCAGGAACUUUCCUUCACUGUGACACUGAAGAAUCUGGUUUUGUGUGAGCUGUUGCUCUUUGGUGACUAUGAUGAAACAUACAGACAGUUCCAGUAACUCAACUUGUCAAACCUGGCAUUUCAAAGAGUGCAUCAGUUGAGAAUAUCUCGCCCACUACAUAUAACAACCAAUAUAUAUUUUGUCCUCUAGUUUUUUUAGUAUUUUAAAAAUAAUGUCAAAAAUAUUGUAAGUACUGAACACCAAUAUACCCCUAUUCCAUAGAAGAAAUUUUUGUUGUCUUUAGAGAAGUUGUAAAGGUUCCUGUAAGAAAUUGAUAUUUCUCUAUUAAAGUUAGGAGCUACUUACUAUCUUUUAUUAUGAGAAAAUAAUACGUUAUUGUGUCUUGUAUGAUAACUUGCAUUUGACUUUUGGAUCAAAAUCAAUGUUUGAUAAAGUUCAAAUUCUUAAAAAUGACAUGGUGUAGUGAAUGUACUCUUUUUUUUUUCUUUUUUUUUGAUACAAAAUUCAAUGGUAGGAUUUGCAGUCUGAAAGAAAAACAAAUUUAAUAUUGCAUAUGAUUGACAUGUGUGUAAGGAACAACCAAAAUAUACUGCAUAUUAGUAUAAUAACAGUAACUACAGUCUUCUGAAAAUCUGUAUGGUAUAACAGGAAAAUGUUAAAACACAAACACAUCUGAUAAGAUAAAGAUGGUAGACUUACUUGUAAGUCACUAUUAAGUGUAUUCACGCUGAGAGUAAAUAUAUAUUUAUCCCCACAAAUUCAUUUCAGGUUGGAGUUUGGUGUAUAGUUUCAUGUAUGCAAAUAUUAUUUUUGUAACUGUAUCAUUAUACACAUUACAUGAUUACUUUCUACAUGUAAAAGAAUUGGUGGGAUCCUUAUUAAAAAAAAUACGAACUAUUUUUUUUUUCAUUGUCUUUUUGAAACAUUUACACUUGAAGCAUAACACUAAUUUUUUCAUUGUUAAUUGAUAUUUUUGCAUUGUUGGGUCGUCCAAACUUUGUCAAAAGUUUCUGGUCAACAUAAGGUUAUUAUUUUAACCAAUGUUAUUUAAUGGUAGUAGUAAUUACAUGAAAUUGGUGAAAACUGUUAGGACUAUGUAAAAUUACUUAUUAGUUUUAUACUACAGAUUUGAACUAGAACACCCUAACCUUUUUUUUUUCAACUAAGAAUAUACUUAAUAACAUUUAACAAGAACUUGAAGUAUGAAAUAUCAGAUGUUUUUGACAAGUUUGUUAAACAAAAAUUAUCUUUAAAAAAUACCUUUUAAUGAAUAAAUAAUUCAACAUCUUUUAUAGCUACAGACUGAAGCCACAUGACAUUGUAUAUUUCUUUUGCAUGUAAAAUCUUUUGUUUGUAAACAGAUAUAUGCUCAUCAUAAUAAAAUUUGAAGUUAAUAUUUUAA
Molecule: messenger RNA, 4400 nt
Organism: Limulus polyphemus (Atlantic horseshoe crab)
Lineage: Eukaryota; Metazoa; Arthropoda; Merostomata; Xiphosura; Limulidae
Gene: Tnpo-SR
Product: transportin-3-like
Exons: 24
Coding region: 57-2840 (927 amino acids)
Biological process (GO): protein import into nucleus
Cellular component (GO): nuclear membrane; cytoplasm
Molecular function (GO): small GTPase binding
Source: RefSeq, a predicted model, not a curated record